AUGAUGGUAAGCUCUCAUUUGAAGAGUUCCAGAAUUACUUUGCUGAUGGGGUUCUUAGCCCAGGGGAGCUGCGGGAGCUAUUCAGCAGCAUUGACGGUCAUCUCACCGACAAUUUAGAAACAGAGAAACUGUGUGACUACUUUUCCAAACACCUGGGUGUCUAUCGGCCUGUGUUGGCUGCGCUGGAGUCACUGAAUCGUGCAGUGCUCACCGCCAUGGACACCACAAAGCUGGUAUGGUGGCUCACACCUGUAAUUCCAGCAAUCAGGAAGAAGCAAGAGGAGCUCAAGAGUGAAUCCAGCCUGGGCCAUAGAGUGUGAUCCUGUCUCAAAAGAAAAGGAGUCAGCUGUGGUGGCG
Messenger RNA from Nannospalax galili (Upper Galilee mountains blind mole rat), 357 nucleotides. Its product is annotated as N-terminal EF-hand calcium-binding protein 3-like. Lineage: Eukaryota; Metazoa; Chordata; Mammalia; Rodentia; Spalacidae. The transcript has 4 exons. Gene Ontology annotation, biological process: regulation of amyloid precursor protein biosynthetic process. The annotation marks the transcript as partial. Gene Ontology annotation, cellular component: endoplasmic reticulum; Golgi cis cisterna; cytoplasm. The record is from RefSeq and is a predicted model, not a curated record. Gene Ontology annotation, molecular function: calcium ion binding.